GGAGCAACGCCCGAAACGCUCACGGCAUCUCCUCACCUGCGAUUGCAGUUGGCGUGGCCGUAAACAGGCGGCGACGAUACUAGAGUAUGAACAAUGACAUGGCGCAGCAAAUGCAAAAGCUCUACGAGCGCAAGGCCAAGGAUGUCGAGUCCAAGCUGCCGUGGUACAAAAACCCACUCAAAGAUUAUGACGUUGCACCGGCUGUCGUGCUUGACAAGCCCUUUGAUGCACCGUCGGCCGACUUUCUCAAGCUGCCAAAGGCGACGCGCCACACGACGACGCACGCCAUGUUCCCCGAGCACGACGAGCCCCGCUUGCAAGCAAAGCUCAAGCCCACUGCGACGUUUCCGAGUAGUCUCUCGCAUCGCAACAGUCCCGUUCUGACAGACGAGAGCAAGGGGACGAGCCCCAAGCCGACGAUUGAUACCAAGUUGCGCUACCGCGGCCGUGUGAGCUGGGAAGCCAACCUUCUGGACUCGAAGUCGGAGGCGAGUCGUAUGCAGGGCACGUCGCCACUUCAUAGCCCCAAGAAGGCGACAACGCAGUUGAGCCCGCUCAAGAGCGUGCUUCAGCACAGUGUCGGCAAACCCGUGCCCGUCGAGUCGGCCGAGCGCGACCAGCUACUGCAGCACAUGCUUCACCACGACGACGAGAUCGACACCCUCCUCUCCAAGUUUGCUGUCGCGCAAGCGACAAAAGUCGGUGCUCGCGACAUGGCCGUCGCUGCGUAUGCGGCACGCCCCCACGUGUACACCUUUUGGGACCCACCCCCCGCAGUUAAUACCGAGUUGGACCCGUCGGCGCCGUCGACACCGGUCGUGGCCCGGCGUCGGUUUGCCCUCCAAGUCGACAACUCUGUCUCGGACGACGAAGAUGACGACAAAGACGAGGAGGAGGCCGACGACGAUGAAGAAGCCGCCGUCCAAGACCAGCUCAAGGCCGCGUACUUUGGAUACACCAAGAUGCACCACAAGACGCAGUGCUUCUCUGCGGUUGCGACCAAAGCGAUUGCACCCGAGACGCUCGUGUCCGAGUACAGCUUCAAGCCUGUGGUGCACGCGCGCCGGGCCUCGCGCGUCGCAACUGAAAAUGAAAUCAAAAUGUCGCCGCGGACGCUGUUUUUGAGCGACUGCCUUGCGUCGACGGACCUCCCGCUCGCGCUACCCCUCUUGAUCCGAAAGCACCACACAACGUCGUUUGAUUUCUCGUACCAGAGCCUCGGCGACAAGUUCAUCGUGCAAUUUGCCACCGCGCUGCGGGACGUGCCGUUCGUUGAAGAAAUCAACGUGUGCGACAACCGCCUCUCGGACCGCGCGCUCAACAAGCUCCUUCGCGCGCUCGAAGCCAAGCCGAAUUUGAUCAAACUCAACAUUUCUCAAAACGAAAUCGGCGUCGCAUCCGCGUCGACGCUGAAACAUUACAUUGGGUCGUCGCUCUGCACAGUCACGCACCUGAGUAUCUGCAAUGCCGACAUUGACGACCACGAGUGCGCGGCGUUCAUGUCGGCGUUUGAAAGCAACAAAUCCGUUGUGGACUUGCGCUUGAGCCGCAACCGCAUUGGCGAGGCUGAGAACCUCAACGUCGUCCAGCCCAACCUCGUCACGGGCGGCGAAGCGAUCGGAAAUAUGCUGAAUGUCAACCUGACGCUGACGCACUUGGAUCUCGCGUGGAACCUCUUGCGCCUUGCAAGUGGCGUCACGUUGGCGAACGCGCUGCGGCUCAACUACAACUUGUACGAGAUCAACGUCGCGUACAAUGCGCUCGGGGAUGCAGGAGCAAUGGCGUUCGGCCAGUCGCUGGAAGUCAACAAGUCGCUGCGGGUCCUCAACCUCUCGUACAACAACAUUCGCUGCAAAGGAGCGUCUGUGAUCGCGUCGACGCUGUCGCGCACGAACGCGACGCUGCACAAGCUCAUUCUCGACGGCAACAACAUCGGGAAGGAAGGCGGGCGCAUCUUGAUGUACGCGAUGGUGCACAAUGGGACGCCGAGUGGCUGCUCGAUCUCGAUGAAAGCGUGCAGCCUCAACGACCGUAGCAACCAAACGACGUUCGACCCGAUGGAGCCCGGCGGCGUGUACUGCCUCAACUGCGCGGACCCGUACGAGAGUAUGAUUGCGCACGAGCUCUUGCGUCUCGCCGCGACAAAGCGCGGCUGCAUCUUUACGCAGCUCCUGCACCGCCCGACGAAAGAGACACCGCUCAAGCAAGCGCAUCCGAUCAAGCUCGUGCCGCCACCGCAAACGCCCAAGAGUGCUCUGGACAUUACGUUCACCGGCAUUGACACGGACAAGUCGGGCACUGUCGACGUUGGCGAGCUCCAGACCGUGCUUCGAGAGCUUGGCUUUCAUCCGACCCCCGCCCAAGCCCAAACACUAUUUGAGCAAAUGGACGCGGACCGCAGCGGCGCAAUCGAGCCAUGCGAGCUCACUGGCGACCUCUUUCGCGCCGUGUACCGUGUCAUCGACGCGAAUCAAUCGGGGACCAUCGAUAUGCACGAGCUACGCGCCGCCUUCCACCUGCUGGGCGCGGCGCCGACCGAGCGCGAUGUGCAAAACGCCAUGAAGAUUUACGACGUCGACGGUAGCGGCACGAUCGAAGAAGACGAGUUUGUCGAGCUCUUGAAAAACCAAGUGAUUCAGCGGGUCCAGAUGAACGCUCAGGACCGCGUUGUGGCGUCCAUGGCACUGCGGGAAGAAGGCAGCGGCGUCGUGUGGAAGGUGCCGGCAUCAGGCAUCCUCGACAUAACGUUUGCCUACGAGCGAGAGCUCAUGAGCGAGCGCGAAACCAUUGCAUCGUACGGCCUCUCGGAGCGCGGCCUGCAGCAGCUCGUCAAGACUGUCGAAGCGGGCAAGGCAGAGCAGCAGCACCAAGAGCUCCUGGGCACCGCGGUCGAUAAUACGGAGAUUCGAAUGAGCGCGGAGCAGGCCAUGGUCCUCAUGGAGACCUGCGGCGAGCUCCAGGAGACGCGGCGUAUCGGGAGCGUCGCCAAGAUGCUGCCGCAGCUCGUCUCGAGCAAGGAAGCGCACCUGUUGGUCAAACAUGUGUUGAACGUUCGCGAGCGCUACCACCUUCGGAGCCGCAUGGGGUCUUCGUAUUUCCCCAUCAUGGGGCUCCCCACAGCCAAGUACGAGUUGGACCUGAGUUGCCCGCAGGACCGUCAGGCGGUCCUAAAGCUCGCCGAAAUCGCCCAAGCCGAGAAGCAAUUUUCAAAAACCCGGUCUUGUCGCGGCGACACGUCCCAACACGGCAACUGGGAAAACUUUCGCAACGAGCUUCUCGACGGCAAGCCCGUCGUGCUCACGUCGGCGUUCUUCCAGAACCUACCGGCCAAGGGCAAGCUCGAAUUCGACUACAUCUCGACGUCGCGGCCCAAGCGGGGCACCAAGCCCAUGUCGACGCGGCGCUUUCAGCAGCUCGUGCUGCAGAUUGGCCGCGAGAGCUCGAUUGAGCUGCAGCGACCCAAGGUGCCGUUGCUGACGGCGCGCCAGCGUUGGGGUCUCGUACGCAACGCGGUUCGGCAUCGCAAGAUGAAGGCGUGGCUCCACCGCGUGACCGAGGUGUUUCACAUUCGGCACGUCACGGUCGAGAGUGUCCGCGACAAGCUCUUUCAGAUCGAGACGGCCGUCGGCGACCGCUGGCUCUCGGUCAACCAAGCGCACGAGAUCAUCGACUGCAUGCCGACGCUGCACCAUGGCAAGACGGAGGCGAUCCGAGUCUUGUUUGCCCGCAUCAUUGACCUCGAAAACUUUGCCACCAUUUUGGACGCACUGAGCUUGCCAGAGCAGAAGGAGGUGGCGCGAAGCCUCGGGUGGCUCAACAUUAUGAAUCCAAAGUUCCCCGACCGGUACUACGAGCUCGACCUUGCGGUGCGCGACGAACGCGAGCUUGCCAAGAUCUACGUGGCGCUGGCCGUGACCGAGCCCGGCGAGAACUGGGUCAACGAGACCUUUGCGUGGCAGCGCGGCGAGCCUCCGAUCCCUGGCUGGCAGCUGCCCAUUAGCUGGACCAAGGACGACGGAGGACCGGAGGACGGUCCUCGGCGCGCGGGAUGGCUUACGCUCGAGUACACGUCGGCGCCAGAGAACGGGUGCAGCCCCGUGUGGGCGAUUCGCCAAGAGCUCCAGACAAGGGUUCUCUGCGGUACUCGCUUGUAUCUCUAA
Molecule: messenger RNA, 4160 nt
Organism: Saprolegnia parasitica CBS 223.65
Lineage: Eukaryota; Oomycota; Saprolegniomycetes; Saprolegniales; Saprolegniaceae
Exons: 25
Coding region: 87-4160 (1357 amino acids)
Molecular function (GO): protein binding; calcium ion binding
Source: RefSeq, a predicted model, not a curated record